GCUGUCUGGGAGAACAUGGCUCGCAUGUGUGUGAAGACUCAGAGGCUCGAUGUUGCCAAAAUUUGCCUUGGAAACAUGGGUCAUGCAAGAGGAGCCAAGGCAUUGAGGGAGGCUGAACGAGAACCGGAGCAGGAGGCCAGAGUGGCUGUGCUGGCCGUUCAGCUGGGCAUGCUGGAGGAUGCGGAGCGACUGUACAAGGCUUGCAAACGCUACGAUCUCCUGAACAAGUUCUACCAAGCCUCAAACCAGUGGCAGAAAGCCAUCGAAACAGCUGAAGCUCACGAUCGGGUUCACCUACGUACCACGUACUACAACUACGCUAAGCACCUGGAGGCAACUGGAGAGCACAGCCUUGCACUCGCCCACUAUGAGAAGUCAGACACGCAUAGGUUUGAGGUACCCCGAAUGCUCUGUGAAGACUUACAAGCCCUGGAGAACUACAUCAACAAGACGAAAGACAAGAGCCUGUGGAAAUGGUGGGCACAGUAUCUGGAGAGCCAAUCAGAUAUGGAAUCGGCGCUAAAAUACUAUGCACUGGCUCAGGAUUAUUUUUCUCUAGUCCGUGUCCACUGCUUUCAGGGCAACGUUCAGAAGGCUGCUGAAAUAGCAAAUGAAACCGGGAAUUGGGCAGCAUCAUAUCACUUGGCCCGCCAGUACGAGAGUCAGGAUGAAAUCAAGCAGGCUGUACAUUUCUACACCAGGGCCCAGGCAUUUAACAAUGCCAUCCGCUUGUGUAAGGAAAACAAUUUAGAUGAUCAGCUGAUGAACCUGGCUCUUCUGAGCUCUCCAGAAGACAUGGUAGAGGCAGCCUGCUAUUAUGAGGAAAAGGGGGAGCAAAUGGACAGAGCUGUCAUGUUAUACCACAAGGCAGGACAUUUCUCCAAAGCGCUGGAGCUAGCCUUUGCCACACAGCAGUUUGGGGCCCUACAGCUAAUUGCUGAAGACCUGGAUGAGAAAUCAGACCCAGUGCUGCUGGCCCGCUGUUCUGAUUUUUUUAUAGAACAUGCUCAGUAUGAGAAGGCAGUGGACUUGCUGCUAGCAGCCAAAAAGUACCAUGAAGCUUUGCAACUUUGCCUGAAGCAGAACCUGACCAUCACGGAGGAGAUGGCUGAGAAGAUGACGGUCUCUAAGGACUCCAAGGAUCUCUCUGAGGAGUCCCGGAGAGAGCUGUUAGAACAACUUGCCGAUUGCUGCAUGAGACAAGGCAAUUACCACAUGGCAACCAAGAAAUACACACAAGCAGGAAACAAGUUAAAGGCUAUGAGGGCACUGCUGAAAUCUGGAGAUACUGAGAAAAUUGUCUUCUUUGCGGGAGUUUCCAAACAGCGAGAGAUUUAUAUCAUGGCAGCCAACUAUCUACAGUCACUGGAUUGGCGUAAGGACCCGGAGAUUAUGAAGAACAUCAUUAGCUUCUAUACUAAAGGAAGGGCCCCUGACCUGCUGGCAGGUUUCUAUGAUGCAUGUGCUCAGGUAGAAAUUGAUGAGUAUCAGAACUAUGAAAAAGCACAAGGAGCACUGACAGAAGCAUAUAAGUGCCUUUCAAAAGCAAUGACAAGAAGCCCUCUGGAACAGGAAAGCAAACUAGCACAUUUGCAAAGCAAGAUGGCCCUGAUUAAGCGAUUCAUCCAUGCUCGGAGAGUUUACUCUGAAGAUCCCAAAGAAGCAGUCACACAGUGUGAACUUCUCCUAGCUGAACAAGAUUUUGACAGCGCCAUCCGUCACGGUGAUGUCUUAGGAUUUCUGGUUGAACAUUACGUACAAGUGGAGGAAUUCCAUACGGCUUACCGGUAUCUGGAAGAGAUGCAGAAAAGAAUUCCACCCAUGAACCUGAGCUACUACGUGACUCAGCAGACCAUCGAGGCUGUUCACCGAGGAGUAGGCAUUCCUGUAAGCCGAACCCUGGUUCCAGAGCAAAUGUGCCACAGCAGUAUGGAGAACAAGGAGGUGGAAGAAGUGGCUGAUGAAGUGGAGGACCCCUGACAACUUACCAAAUGCCAAGUUGACUUUAAUACUGGGACAUUUAUUCUGUCCUCAUUAGGGAUCCUAGAUCAGUCAACACGCUGCUGCAACAAGGCUUUUUGGUUAUUACCAAGAAAUUUAUUUUUUCCUGCUUGACUGUACAAGCAACAAUAUCGAAGUGAAUAUAUUAGCUCAAGCACUACAUACAAAGAUUCACAUGUAUAUCCUGUAAUGAAGCUGUUUUUAGUAUUUUAAUAAA
Molecule: messenger RNA, 2218 nt
Organism: Phaethon lepturus (White-tailed tropicbird)
Lineage: Eukaryota; Metazoa; Chordata; Aves; Phaethontiformes; Phaethontidae
Gene: IFT140
Product: intraflagellar transport 140
Exons: 12
Coding region: 16-1980 (654 amino acids)
Biological process (GO): intraciliary retrograde transport
Cellular component (GO): axoneme; intraciliary transport particle A; ciliary basal body
Source: RefSeq, a predicted model, not a curated record